This is a messenger RNA of Theileria equi strain WA, 739 nucleotides long. RefSeq lists its product as hypothetical. Gene Ontology annotation, biological process: exon-exon junction complex disassembly. The transcript has 2 exons. Gene Ontology annotation, molecular function: RNA binding. Lineage: Eukaryota; Apicomplexa; Aconoidasida; Piroplasmida; Theileriidae. Gene Ontology annotation, cellular component: cytoplasm; exon-exon junction complex. Bases 86 to 739 code for a protein of 217 amino acids. The record is from RefSeq and is a predicted model, not a curated record.
AGUCCAUAUUAACGUGAUUUUCGUGUCUAUUCUGGAAUACUACUCUUUUUGUUGCCAAAGCGUGUUUACAAGCUUCUAAGCGUAAAUGGAAACUGAAGAACUAUGUGAGAUUUUAGAAUCUCUUCAAAUAAGUGAGAACGAGGUUGUUCAGGGAAAACUUGGUGAAUCAUACUAUGUCGACGGCAAAACAGGAGAAAAGUUUAUUUUACCCACAAAAAGGCCGGAUGGGACAUUGAGGAAGAAGAUUAAGGUCAAACCCGGAUACACACCACCGGAAGAACAAGAACGUUAUGUCCAUAAACACAAAAGGGAUAACGAUGCAGCUAAACCUAGUAAUGGAGUCUCUACUCCAGUCAACCCAGUCAAGGCCAAUUCAAAUGGCUCAAAAAAACCAACCACAGACCAAAAGCCCAUAAAAACCAAGGCGAAGAGUCCGGAGUCUAAGCAUCACCCAAAGAAGGACAAGCUUGAGACAAAAAAGAAACCUGUACCAAAGGCCAAAGAGGGUGGUUCUGGUGAGAAGCUCGCAGUUACUCAGGUCGUAUGCAACAUUGAAAAUGUAGAUGAAAAAACUAUUGUUGUUGAGUCAAAUGAUUCUGCUAAAUCUCAACCUGUAGAGCAGAAUCCCAAUGUAGAAGUAGAUUCUAAAGAUGAAUCUGAGAUAAAAAACCCCCAAAAAACACAGGAGAGGGAAAAAUCAGUUCUUAGUUCUGAGGAAAAGAAGAUAUUCAACGCGUAA